This is a messenger RNA of Tachysurus fulvidraco (yellow catfish), 4548 nucleotides long. Its product is annotated as E3 SUMO-protein ligase ZBED1-like. The transcript has 2 exons. NCBI's taxonomy places the organism in Eukaryota, Metazoa, Chordata, Actinopteri, Siluriformes, Bagridae. The record is from RefSeq and is a predicted model, not a curated record. The coding region runs from base 267 to 1316 and encodes 349 amino acids.
UCUGUCUGUCUGUCUGUCUGUCUGUCUGUCUGUCUGUCUGUCUGUCUAUCUAUCUAUCUAUCUAUGUAUUAGGGGUGGCACGGUACAUGAAAAAACACCCGAACCGUUCGGUUCGCUUAUUUCGGUUCGUAUGUGCGUCGCACAAACCGAGAUAAGCACAAUGUAGCCCCGUGCUCAGUUUAGCCUCAGACAGUUUCACGCGAACAUACAUAUAGACAUUAAAAGUUGAAUAAGGAGUGCUGCAGAAAUGGCAAGUGGAGGAGAUAAUGAAGGCUGCCCGCGUUGUUCAAAUUUCAAGUUACUUUACGAUGACAACAGAAAAAAAAGUAGAUAGAACUGCGACUGUGUGCAAGCAUUGUGCAAAAUGCAUUCAAUAUGCUAAUGGCAACACUUCUAAUAUGACAGUUAAUUUGAGAAGACAUCAUGCCAAUGUGUCGAUAAGCACAAACAGGAGAGCGCCGGUUAGGAAACAACUUUCUGCAGCAUUUAGGCAACCUCUCAGUGAUAAGUCGGACAGGGCAAUAGCCAUAACUAAAACAUUGGGGAUGUUUAUAGCAAAAGAUAUGCAACCGUGCAGCGUGAUUGAGUGUGAAGGAUUUCGUCAGCUGAUGAAUGUACUCGAGCCGCGGUUUAAUAUUCCCUCUCGCCGACACUUUCGCACCACUGCCAUUCCAAAACUGUAUGACGAGACACAGGGAGAAAUUGAAAAAGAAUUGUCCGACACAGCCCACGUAGCUCUCACUACAGAUGGAUGGACCUCCAUGGCCACUGAAAGUUUUCUCACGGUGACCGCUCACUAUAUUACUUCGGAGUGGGAAAUGAGAAGCUGUGUUUUGCAAACACGCCCCAUUUAUGAAAGUCAUAACAGUGAGCACCUUUCUGAAAUGCUGACAGACGCGGUGGUGGAAUGGAAACUCGAGAGGGUAAAUAGCAUAAUUCUUGUUACUACAGAUAAUGCUAAAAAUUUAGUGAAUGCUAUCGAUUUAGCAGUGGGACUUGGGCCACAGAUCGGGUGCUUUGCACACACAGUUAACCUUGUAGCCAAGAGUGCAAUCUCACUAAACCAAGUAUCCCGACUCUUGGAGAAGUUUAGGAAGGUGGUUAGCUUCUUUCACCGAAGCACAGCAGAUGCUCAUGCCCUGAAAACCAAGCAGGAUGGAAUUGCCUGUUCACAAACUAAUUCACGCCUUAACAACUCGUUGGAACUCCACAUACAACAUGUUAGAACGUUAUGUGGAGCAACAGGCUGCCAUCUACUCUCCCGUAAUGGACAAGGAUAUGAAGAAGAAAGUCAAGGACAUUGCAUUAUUAACUGAAAGUGAGACAAAACUGGCAGAGGGUCUCAUUAAUAUUCUCAAACCUCUGAAGAAUGUAAUCACCCUCAUGAGCACAGAAACAUCCCCCUCAGUUUCAAUGAUUAUCCCACUGCAGAAGAUGAUACCAUGACAUCAAGUGCAGAGGACAGUACCACCAUCAAAGAAGUUAAGGCAGCCAUCACUAAAGACCUUAAAGAUACCUAAAUACGGACAUUGAAAAGCAGCAGUGAAGCCCAAGCGGCCAGUUCAUCCUCAGGAGCGGAGCCAAGGCCAUCAGAGACCUCUCCUUCUCAGAAAAAAUCUGCCAUGGCAAUGGUAUUUGCAGAUUUUUUAAAAACAGAUGAAAGAAGAACAAAGCCUUUGUCAGACAUCAUUCAUGAAGAGGUCACCUCAUACAAGGCCACAGGCUGCAUCUCUGUGGAUGAAGACCCACUCGCAUGGUGGAAGAGCAAUGAGCAUAAGUAUCCUCACAUUGCUAAGUUAGCCCAACGUAACCUCGCUGUCCAAGGUUCAUCUGUGCCAAGUGAACGUGUUUUCUCAACAGCUGGGGACAUUCUCUGCCAUUCCAUCUUGGCAGAAAAUGUGGACAAACUGAUAUUCUUGCAGAAGAAUAUGAAAAUUAAGUGAACAGAGGAGUGUUUUUUUUAAUGCAACAUUUUAUAGCAAUUUUGAUAGCCAGCAUUUUUGUUUUUAAUAUUUAAAUAUAUACAGUGGCACUUUAAUCUCUAGUUUCCAAAUACUGCACUUUAAUUUCAAGUGAAAGAAAUGUAUCCUUACUCUCAGGGAAUAGAAGCAUUGUUUAUGCUGUUUUUGUGUUAAGAUGGUUAAACUUACAGUAUGCUUGACUUUAUGAUUAUGGCCUUUGCUAUUGUUAUAGCCUCAUUAUAUUAUGUUAUUACAUUAUAUUAUAUAUUUAUGUUUAAAAUAUUUUGACUUGUUUAAAAGACAGAGCUUAUAAGAGUUCCUCUCUUUUUCUUUACCUUUUUAUUGUAAGAGCUACACUGAAGUUGGCAGUUUGAUAAAUGCAAGUUAAUUUCAGUCUUUGUGUGCUAAAAAGGCACACGUUCCUGUAGAGAUAACAAUACAUAUUCUCCUUUUUUUGCCAAAUAAAUGAAAAGCAUGUCGUCUAGAGGUCUUUGUGGGUCCACUUAGAUCCAAAAACCCGAGGCCCAACCCGAGACCUGAGCGGGUUCGGGUCUAAAAGUUUCAUGUGUGCCUCGGACACGGGUCGGGUCUAAUAAUAGCGCAUUGGGUCUUAGGUAAUUUAAAAUAAAUGUGUUUUUACUGAACAGACCCGAGAAGACCCGAACUACUGUAUCUCGCGUGUGUGCAUCAACUCGAGUCCUUCGUGUGGCUGGCGGUAAGCAAAUUUUAGCUGAAACAGACCUGUUAAUCAAUUUUGAAUCCACUCUUUAGCGGUUACUUUAGUGUAGAGUUAUGCAACAGUUGGGUCCAGUCGGGUUAAAAAAAAUUGCCGUUGGGUCGGACUCUGGUCUAAUUUUUUCGGGUUUGUCUUGGGUCGGGUCUUUCUUAAAAAAAAUAAUUAUGCACGUCGGGUUCGGGUAAAAAGUGCUUCGGGUCACUUCGGGUCGGGUACGUUUUUUUAGACCCAAGAAGACCUCUAAUGUCAUCAUCAAUGUCUUCUCUCUUGCUGUAUCAAAAUCUCACCUAGCUUUUACUCAGAGAUGGUCCCAAUAAUGUGCUUAAAGUCAAGUCAAAUUCGGUUAGUGCAUGAUUACAUUGCAAAAAUGUUAAUACUGUAUCCUAAAUUGUGGAUAAUUAAGCUAAUAAGCUAUAUAUCAAAUGCCGAAGGAAAUUUCUGGAGUGUUGAAAAUUAAAAGAAAAAAUAACAAGAACCAUACAGAACCGAAAACCGUGACCCGAAAACCGUGAUACGAACCGAACUGUGGGUUUUGUGAACCGUGCCACCCCUACUAUCUAUCUAUCUAUCUAUCUAUCUAUCUAUCUAUCUAUCUAUCUAUCUAUCUAUCUAUCUAUCUAUCUAUCUAAACAUUUAUGAUAUGGCUCAAGCUGUGCAUUUCUACACUGUUGUGACUCAGCAGAGUGCACAGCAGUAGACUGAGCACCCAGCCCUGAGGGGCUCCAGUCCUCAGCCUGGUGAUUCUGAGGAUGCUGUUCCUGAUCCAGAUUAACUGAGUUCUCCCAGUCAGGAAGUCCAGGAUCCAGUUGCAGAGGGAGGUGUUCAGGCCCAGCAGGCACAGCUUCUCAAUCAGAAUGGUGAACUAAAUUCUACGAAUAGCAUUCGUACAUAUUGUAAGGCACUCUGAGGGAUGGGACACGGAAGGACAGGCACAGAGACAGGAUUAGAGCAAACAGUGUCAUGGUUUUAUUUUCUUUAAGGUGCCUUUAUUGUCCAGGUGGGUGAUGGCCAGAUACAGCUGUUUUGAUGAUACGCAAACUGCAUGGGGUCCAGUGAAGAACUGGCUCGGAAAACAGAAAUCAAAACACCAAUAAAUAUUCCAAUAAUAGGCAAGGAAGAAAUUGUAAAAGCAAAAUAGAGGCCAACUAAUGGUCAUACACAAAGAGCUAAAUACAGGCAAUACAAAAGGCUUGACAUAAACACAAAGGAAUACUACUUUAUGCUAGAGUUAGCAUGAGAUUUGCUUAAAUGUCUGCGGAGGCCUGAAACAAUUUCGGCCUGGAAGUGGGUUAAAACUCCGGUGAGAGUUUGGAGGGGAGGUAACAGGAUGUUACAAUAUGCUUCUGACCAGCAAGUCCGUACACCAUAUUUAAAGCAAUAUUUAACAAUGAAUGCGAUAUUUAGCACAGUUUUUAACACUAAAUUUCACUGUGCUGUAAUAUAUACUGUACUGUAUCUAUCUUUUUUCCAUUAUUUUUCUUUACAGGUGCCAUUGUAAUGCGAUAAUCAAUGUUAUUCAUUUCACUGGCCAGCAGUUUUAAUGUUAUGGUUGAUCGGUUACAUUGCAAUUACAUGUACAUUUGUUUCUUGUGAUCUUGGGAUCAGAUUAAAAAUUUAAUCUGAACACAGUAACAGAAGCUACUCAAUUCUUAUAAAUUCUUGUAAAACCUAGUCAAAUUCCCUAUCUGAAUCCUAUUAAUAUGCUGUGGCAUGACCUUAAAAAGGCAGUUCAUGCUCAAAAACUCUCCAAUGUGGCUGAAUUACAACAAUUCUGCAAAGAUGAGUGGAUCAAAAUUCCUCCACAGUGCUGUAACAGACUAAUUGCAAGUUAUCGCAAAUAGUUGAUUGCAG